UUGAAGAGCUGUGUUAAUGUUGAACCAGAGGGGGCAGCACUGACCAGGCUGGGGCUGCCGGAAGAGCUCGAAGAAGAAGACGAAGAAGACGAAGAAGAAGAAGGACUUCCUGUGUGCGUCCUUAACAGAACUGAUUCACGUCCCGCGGAGACGAGGAGAGACCAACGUUAUUCCACCUGAGCCGCUGAGUAUCCAGAGCAGCAGCAUGUCUGAUGACCUGGACAUCGAGGCGAUGCUGGAGGCUCCGUACAGGAAGACUUGCCUAACGAUUUCUCACCUCUACUCCCCUGAAUGCCAGUGUGAUCUGUCACAAACAUGAAGGAGGACGCCAAGACCUCGAGUCCAGACGUACAGGAUGAACACAACAAGAGGAAGAAGUGCAGCCGCAGCCGCGACAAGAAGCGCAGCAAGAGUCGAGACAAGAAGAAGAGCCGCAGUCGAGAGCGCAAACGCAGCCGCAGCAAAGAGAGGCGGAGGAGCCGCAGUCGAGAGCGCCGCCGCAGUCGCAGCAGGGAGAGGGGGGGGCGCUACAGAGACCAUCAGAAACACCGGCGGAAGUCCAGGAGUAAGAGUCCGUUCAAGAAGGACAAGAGUCCCAUCAGGCAGCCCAUCGAUAACCUGACUCCGGAGGAGCGAGAUGCUCGGACGGUGUUCUGUAUGCAGCUGGCUGCCAGAAUCCGACCUCGUGACCUGGAGGACUUCUUCUCUGCUGUGGGAAAGGUGCGGGACGUGAGGAUGAUCUCGGACAGGAACUCCCGCAGGUCAAAGGGCAUCGCCUACAUCGAGUUCGUGGAAACAAACUCAGUUCCUCUGGCCAUCGGACUGACGGGGCAAAGGCUGCUGGGAGUUCCCAUCAUCGUACAGGCCUCACAGGCGGAGAAGAACCGAGCAGCAGCAGCUGCAGCAGCGGCAGCAGCAGCAGCCAACAACCUCCAGAAAGGUUCCUCAGGACCGAUGAGACUUUACGUCGGUUCUCUGCAUUUCAACAUCACAGAGGAGAUGCUGAGAGGAAUCUUUGAACCCUUUGGACGAAUUGAGAGCAUCCAGCUGAUGAUGGACAGUGAGACGGGUCGAUCUAAAGGUUACGGCUUCAUCACGUUUGCAGACGCAGAAUGUGCUAAAAAAGCUCUGGAGCAGCUGAACGGCUUCGAGCUGGCAGGUCGACCCAUGAAGGUGGGUCACGUGACUGAGCGGGCCGACGGCUCCGCGGCCUCGUCUUUCCUCGACAGUGACGAGCUGGAACGCACCGGCAUCGACCUGGGAACCACGGGGAGGCUGCAGCUGAUGGCCCGACUCGCAGAGGGUUCAGGUCUUCAGAUGCCUCCUGCUGCUCAACAGGCUCUUCAGAUGAGUGGAGCUAUAGCGAUUGGAGCCAUGGCUGCUGUGUCAGCUGCCAUGAAUCCAGGUCUGAACAUGAACUCUCCUGUGACUCUUCCCUCUCAGCCGCUCGCGACGCACUGCUUCCAACUGUCCAACAUGUUCACCAGCCACAGUGACGACGCUCCUGGCUGGGACGUUGAUAUUCAGCAUGAUGUCAUCGAGGAGUGUAACAAACAUGGAGGAGUCGUUCACAUCUACGUGGACAUAAACUCUACAGAGGGAAACGUCUAUGUGAAGUGUCCAUCUAUCCCGGCGGCCAUGGCUGCUGUUAACGCCCUCCACGGAAGAUACUUUGCUGGUAAGAUGAUCACUGCGGCGUACGUCCCGUUGCCAACUUACCACAACCUCUUCAAAGAGUCCAUCGCCGCCACACAGCUGCUGGCCCCGCCCCCGCGGCGGUGACUCCCCAGCAGCACGGCCCUCUGAUUGGACACUGGACUUUUAUAUCUUCCUCUCCUAUUAGUCAACACAGACGAGUUUUACUUCCAACUUCAAGCCUGAAGAUGCUGUCUGUUUUUGGUGUUCUCUGCCCCCCCCCCCCCUCUGAGUAUUGUCUAAUGGUUGAGCUCCGUGAGCUGCGAGGAGGUCAGUUGAUGAAGGAGAUGAAGAUCGGAUCAGCUGAUUGGUCAGUUUGAUAUUUAACUGUUUCUCUAAUUGAGAAUUGAUUUUGUAAAACAUUGAUUAAAUUUUAUUUUGAAGUCA
Pleuronectes platessa (European plaice) is the source of this 2082-nucleotide messenger RNA. Its product is annotated as RNA-binding protein 39. Gene Ontology annotation, cellular component: nucleus. Gene Ontology annotation, molecular function: RNA binding. Bases 316 to 1782 code for a protein of 488 amino acids. The record is from RefSeq and is a predicted model, not a curated record. Lineage: Eukaryota; Metazoa; Chordata; Actinopteri; Pleuronectiformes; Pleuronectidae. Gene Ontology annotation, biological process: mRNA processing. The transcript is spliced from 16 exons.